UGACGGACAGACAGGUGGUGAGGGUUCCAGUGGAAAGCUGUGAGCAGUACUCCACUUGUGGGGAGUGUUUGGGCUCCAGAGACCCUCACUGUGGAUGGUGUGUCCUCCACAAUGUGUGCUCCCGUAAGGACCGCUGUGACCGGGGGGCGGAGCCUCAGAGGUUUUCCUCUGAGCAGAAACAAUGUGUGGAGCUCAGAGUUCAGCCCAACAACAUCUCAGUCACCAUGUCGGAGGUCCAGCUGGUCCUCCAGGCCCGUAAUGUGCCCGACCUCUCGGCGGGGGUCAACUGCUCCUUCGAGGACCUGGUGGAGACGGAGGGCCGGGUCCAGGGGCCGCUCGUGUUCUGCCGCUCGCCGUCGGUCCGCGACGUCAUCCCCAUCACCCGGAACCAAGGGGACCAGCGGGUGGUGAAGCUCUACCUGAAGUCCAAGGAGACGGGCAAGAAGUUCGCCAGCGUCGACUUCGUCUUCUACAACUGCAGCGUGCACCAGUCCUGCCUCUCCUGUGUGGACGGACCCUUCCCGUGUCACUGGUGUAAAUACAGACACCUGUGCACCCACAACGCCAACGACUGCUCCUUCCACGAGGGCCGCGUCAACGGCUCCCAGGACUGCCCUCAGAUCCUCCCCUCCACCCAGAUCUUCAUCCCCGUCGGCGUGACGAAGGCCAUCACGCUGGCCGCCAGGAACCUGCCGCAGCCGCAGUCGGGCCAGAGGAACUACGAGUGUGUGUUCCACGUCCAGGAGGAGGUGCUCAUGGUGCCCGCGCUGCGCUUCAACAGCACCUCCAUCCAGUGCCAGAGGACCGCGUACAACUACGAGGGCAACGACAUCAGCGACCUGCCGGUCAACCUGUCGGUGGUCUGGAACGGGAACUUCGUCAUCGACAACCCGUUCAACAUCCAAGCCCACCUGUAUAAGUGCUACGCCCUGAGGGGGAGCUGUGGCAUGUGCCUGAAGGCCAACCCUCGCUUCGAGUGUGGCUGGUGCGUCCAUGACAGGAAGUGCUCCCUGAGGCAGGAGUGCCCCCCCGUGGCGAGCAGCUGGAUGCACGCCGCCACGGCCGGCAGCCGCUGCGCCCACCCCAAGAUCCUCAAGUUGUCCCCGGAGACGGGCCCCCGGCAGGGCGGCACCAUGCUGACCAUCACGGGGGAGAACCUGGGGCUCCACUUCAAGGACAUCCUGAGCGGCGUCCGCAUCGGGAAAGUGGCGUGCAACCCGCAGGAGGACGAGUACAUCAGCGCCGAGCAGAUCGUGUGCCGGCUGAACGACGCCACCGGCUACCGGGUGCAGGAGGCGCAGGUGGAGGUGUGUGUGAGGGACUGCAACAACCCCGACUACAAGGCCGUGUCCACCAAGGCCUUCACCUUCGUGUCUCCGUACUUCACCCGCGUGGUGCCGUCCACCGGGCCGUUGUCGGGGGGAACCAGGAUCACCAUCGAGGGGAGUCACCUGGACGCCGGCAGCGCCGUGUUCGUGAAGAUCGGCCUGCACGCCUGUCGCUUUGAGAAGCGGAGCCACAAGGAGUUGGUGUGCGUGACCCCUGGGGGUCAAAGCUCCGGCUCCACGCCGGUGAUGGUGGACAUCAACGACGCCGAGCUGCGGAACCCAGAGGUCAAGUUCAACUACUCCGACGACCCCACGGUGCUGCGCAUAGAGCCCAACUGGAGCAUCGCCAGCGGAGGCACCAUGGUGACGAUCACCGGAACCAACCUGGCCACCAUCAGCGAGCCCAGGAUGAGAGCCAAGUACGGAGCCACCCAGUCCGAGAAUAACUGCACGGUGCUCAACAACACGGUGAUGGUGUGUCUGGCGCCCCCUGUGGCCGGCGGGGGGAACGUGUUCCUGGAGGCGGGCAGCGCCCCGGAGGAGCUGGGCUUCGUGAUGGACGGCGUGCGCUCCGUGCGGACGCUGAACCUGAGCUUCAGCUACCACCCCGACCCGGAGCUGGAGCCGCUCAGCGCCAGCGGCGUGCUGGAGCUCAAGCCCGGCUCGCCGCUCAUCCUCAAGGUGAGCCUCCUCUCUCCUAGCGGCCUCCUCUUGACGCCUUCCUCCAGAGCUGCGUCUGUGUGA
This is a messenger RNA of Pseudoliparis swirei, 2072 nucleotides long. Its product is annotated as plexin-A1-like. The coding region runs from base 225 to 2072 and encodes 615 amino acids. The transcript is spliced from 16 exons. Lineage: Eukaryota; Metazoa; Chordata; Actinopteri; Perciformes; Liparidae. Gene Ontology annotation, cellular component: semaphorin receptor complex. Gene Ontology annotation, molecular function: semaphorin receptor activity. The record is from RefSeq and is a predicted model, not a curated record. Gene Ontology annotation, biological process: negative regulation of cell adhesion; positive regulation of axonogenesis; regulation of cell shape.